Messenger RNA from Mytilus californianus (California mussel), 511 nucleotides. RefSeq lists its product as uncharacterized. Lineage: Eukaryota; Metazoa; Mollusca; Bivalvia; Mytilida; Mytilidae. The transcript has 3 exons. Bases 76 to 426 code for a protein of 116 amino acids. The record is from RefSeq and is a predicted model, not a curated record.
ACAUAUUCCUUGGAGGUGUUCCAUUCUUUGGUGAACCACUUCUGCCCAAAGAGCACCCACUUCUUUUACCCAACAAUGCUUGCAAGAUUGAGUAUUGCCGCUCUUCAUUAUAACGAGAACAGUGGGCGACAGCAAGCAAAAACCAAGACUGGGGAACAGCGUUUCAGUAUGUGUUACCCAAAGGCCAAAAAGGGUACUGAGGCAGUGGUCAAGCCAAAGAAGACUGCAACAACAUUUGUUUACGUGACACUUAUCAAACAGGCUGUAGUAGGGAGACGAAGAGAAGAGUACACAUCUUAUACAUCUGCUACUGGUGAUGUGCGUGUUUACAACAAUCACCAUCCAGAUCACAUGACAUCAACAUUCACCCCGUUCAGGAAGAUCGACCUUAUUCAGAGACACAAAUCACGAUUUCAAAGACAGUAAAUAAUGACCCAUCUCUUUUUCAACCACGAAAAAGAAAGAAAAAAACACUUCUUAUUCAAAUUUUAAAAUUUUAAUAGUUAAAUAA